Ipomoea triloba (trilobed morning glory) is the source of this 4192-nucleotide messenger RNA. Its product is annotated as phospholipid-transporting ATPase 2. Gene Ontology annotation, molecular function: ATP binding; ATPase-coupled intramembrane lipid carrier activity; magnesium ion binding. The transcript is spliced from 27 exons. The record is from RefSeq and is a predicted model, not a curated record. NCBI's taxonomy places the organism in Eukaryota, Viridiplantae, Streptophyta, Magnoliopsida, Solanales, Convolvulaceae. The coding region runs from base 523 to 3933 and encodes 1136 amino acids. Gene Ontology annotation, cellular component: plasma membrane. Gene Ontology annotation, biological process: phospholipid translocation.
UAAUUCUUUUUCAAUGUGUCUGAUGUUGAGAUCUUAAGUCAUUGAAGGGGAUUUGAAGCAGUCAGCAGAUCACCGGAGGAGGAAGCGCGGCGGAAGCGGGAGGCGGCGACCGGCGAAGGCAGAGGCGGCGAAGGCGGACUCGGGGCGAGGUUUGAGGCGCAGAGACAAGGCGGCAGGAGACAAGGCGGCGACCGGCGAUCUGCCGAUCUGGAGGAGGUCCGCGUUGCUGGAGUUCUAGCUUUCCAAUUUCCAGUUUGGCAGUGAGGAAGAAGAAGCGAAGAAACGGGAGGAGGAAGAAUCAAAGGAACUCUAGUUCCAUUGGAAUAUAAGUUCCAAUCAACCAAACAUGGGAAAAGUGCAAUUUCUUUGAUUUGAAGGAACCCACUUCCACUGGAAAAACACUUCCAGCGAACCAAACAUGCCCUUAGAGAAGAAGCGCUGAAACUGUACCUAUACUAUACGGAGGUGUCCACUGUUUGACUUCUUUUGUUAUUGCUGGAUCCAAAUGACAUUAGUAGAUGAAUGAUGAAGCGUUUCGUUUAUAUUAAUGAUGAUGAUCUAUCACAAAAUAUUUUUUGUGACAACCGCAUAUCUAAUCGAAAAUAUACCUUAUGGAAUUUUCUUCCAAAGAACUUGUGGGAACAAUUCAGUCGGUUUAUGAACCAAUACUUUUUGUUGAUUGCUUGCCUUCAACUGUGGUCACUCAUUACACCAGUAAAUCCAGCUAGCACAUGGGGUCCCCUUAUUUUUAUAUUUGCAGUCUCAGCAACAAAAGAGGCAUGGGAUGAUUACAAUAGAUCCCUCUCAGACAAGAAAGCAAAUGAGAAGGAAGUUUGGGUUGUACGGCAAGGCAUUAGAAAACAUAUUCAAGCUCAAGACAUUCAUGUUGGGAACAUAGUGUGGCUUCGCGAGAAUGAUGAAGUCCCUUGUGAUCUUAUCUUAAUUGGUACUUCUGAUCCACAGGGUCUGUGUUAUGUGGAGACAUCUGCCCUUGAUGGUGAAACUGAUCUGAAGACAAGGGCAGUAGCUCCUGCUUGUAUGGGUAUUGAUUCUGAGUUAUUGCACAAAAUCAAGGGUGUGAUUGAGUGCCCCAAUCCUGAUAAAGAUAUUAGAAGAUUUGAUGCAAAUAUGAGACUGUUUCCUCCAUUUCUUGAUAAUGAUGUGUGCCCCUUGACCAUAAAAAAUACAAUACUUCAGUCAUGCUACUUGAGGAACACAGAGUGGGCUUGUGGAGUUGCAGUUUAUACAGGAAAUGAAACAAAACUGGGGAUGAGCAGGGGUCUACCUGAACCCAAGCUUACAGCAGUUGAUGCUAUGAUUGACAAAUUGACUGGAGCAAUAUUCAUUUUUCAAAUUGUUGUUGUCAUGGUUUUGGGCAUAGCUGGGAAUGUGUGGAAAGAUACUGAAGCGAGGAAGCAAUGGUAUGCCAAAUAUCCAGAUGAAGGUCCAUGGUACGAGUUAUUGGUCAUCCCACUUCGUUUUGAGCUUCUUUGUUCCAUCAUGAUACCCAUUUCAAUAAAGGUAUCUCUAGAUCUUGUGAAAAGCUUGUAUGCAAAAUUCAUUGACUGGGACAAUGAGAUGGUUGAUUUGGAAACUGGGACAGCGUCGAAAGCAACAAACACAGCAAUUAGUGAGGACUUGGGACAAGUAGAAUACAUUUUGACUGACAAAACAGGGACACUCACUGAAAAUAAAAUGAUUUUUAAAAGAUGUUUUGUUAAUGGAAGUUUCUAUGGCAGUGAGAAUGGAGAUGCUGUAAAAGAUUCAGAACUGCUUAAUGCUGUUGCCUCUGGUUCUCCUGAUAUUAUCCAAUUUUUGACUGUUAUGGCAAUAUGCAACACAGUGGUUCCUGUACAAAGCAAGGCUGGACCAAUCUCAUAUAAGGCACAAUCACAAGAUGAAGAAGCCCUUGUGCAUGCUGCUGCUCGCUUAAAAAUGAUUUUUCUAAAUAGGAAUGGACCUGUUCUUGAAAUCAAGUUUAAUGGUUCAAUAAUUCAGUAUGAAGUAUUGGACACUCUUGAGUUUACUUCUGACAGGAAGAGAAUGUCUGUGGUGGUCAAAAGCUCUCAAACUGGAAAAAUAUUCCUCCUCUCCAAAGGAGCAGAUGAGGCAAUUCUUCCGUGUGCAUAUGCUGGACAACAAACAAGAACGUUCUCUGAGGCUGUAGAACAAUAUUCUCAGCUAGGUCUGCGAACUUUAUGCUUGGCUUGGCGUGAGCUUGAGGAAGAUGAGUAUCAUGAAUGGUCCUUGAUGUUUAAAGAGGCUAAUAGUACAUUGGUGGACAGAGAGUGGAGAGUGGCUGAAGUCUGCCAGAGACUAGAGCAUGACUUAGAGAUUCUUGGAGUUGCUGCAAUUGAAGAUAGACUCCAAGAUGCUGUCCCUGAAACUAUUGAGACACUCAGGAAAGCGGGAAUAUACUUUUGGAUGUUGACUGGUGACAAGCAGAACACUGCUAUACAGAUUGCUCGUUCCUGCAAUUUAGUUUCUCCAGAACCUAGAGGCCAACUUCUACCGAUUAAUGGAAAAACUGAGGAUGAAGUGUGUAAAAGCCUAGAGAGAGUACUGCUGACAGUGAGAAUAACAAACUCCGAGCCCAGGGUAAAGCUUGAAGGACUUUCUGUGUUGAUUUUGACCAAGAGAAUAAAUCUGACUUUCUGUGCAUUCUUGGUGGGACAUAUUCAAGUUGAUCGCAAAACAUUUGUCAUUGAUGGUUGGGCUCUUGAAAUUGCCCUUAAGCAUCACCGAAAAGCUUUCACAGAACUUGCCAUACUCUCAAAGACAGCUAUAUGUUGCCGUGUUACUCCAUCUCAAAAAGCUCAGCUUGUGGAACUACUAAAAUCUUGUGAGUAUAGAACACUGGCAAUAGGGGAUGGUGGAAAUGAUGUGAGGAUGAUCCAACAAGCUGAUAUUGGUGUUGGCAUAAGUGGGAGAGAAGGACUACAGGCUGCUAGGGCAGCUGACUAUAGUAUUGCAAAAUUUCGGUUUCUGAAACGACUAAUACUCAUCCAUGGACGGUACUCUUAUAACCGGACUGCAUUUCUUUCCCAGUAUUCCUUCUACAAAUCCCUUCUGAUUUGUUUCAUUCAAAUCUUUUUCUCAUUCAUUUCAGGUGUCUCUGGAACUAGCCUUUUCAAUUCUGUCAGUUUGAUGGCUUAUAAUGUGUUCUACACAAGUGUUCCAGUUCUAGUCAGUGUUCUUGACAAAGAUCUCAGUGAAAGAACUGUAAUGCAGCAUCCUCAAAUACUGUUCUACUGCCAAGCUGGAAGGCUUCUCAACCCUAGCACAUUUGCUGGAUGGUUUGGUCGAUCUCUCUUUCAUGCAAUUGUUGUCUUUGUCAUUACCAUACACUCUUAUGCCUUUGAGAAGAGUGAGAUGGAGGAGAUGUCGAUGGUGGCACUUUCUGGAUGUAUUUGGUUGCAGGCAUUUGUUGUUGCAAUCGAGACCAAUUCCUUCACAGUAUUGCAACAUAUUGCCAUAUGGGGAAACCUCAUUGCAUUUUAUAUUAUCAACUCGGUUCUAAGUGCCUUACCAUCAUCUGGGAUGUACACAAUCAUGUUCCGGCUCUGGAGACAGCAAUCUUACUGGAUCACCAUCUUUCUUAUAGUUGCAGCUGGAAUGGGUCCAAUACUAGCCCUGAAGUACUUCAGAUACACAUACACAUCAAGUAAAAUCAAUAUACUGCAGCAGGCUGAGCGUUUGGGAGGGCCAAUCAUGUCCUUGGGACACGUAGAGCCUCAGUCUAGAUCCAUGGAGAAAGAUAUGGUUCCUUUAUCAAUUUCUCAGUCCAAAAUCAGAAGCCCCGUGCACGAGCCCCUUCUCGCAGACUCUCCAAACGCAACAAGACGUUCUUUUGGACAAGCCACGCCAUUUGACUUCUUUCAGUCACAAUCCCGGUUAUCUUCAAACUAUACAAGAAACUGUAAGGACAAAUGAUAAUUGAUACCCCAUUGUGAAGAAGGGUUCUUUAUUUAUGAAACUUUUACACAUCAAUACCAUAACCAUACCGUAGGGGGUCAAGAUGUUGAGUCGCUUUUUGGACAAUCGGCACAUACAAGUGUCCCUAUACACUUGUAGGCUAAUCUAAUUAUAUUGUUUAGAUUUUUUUUUUUAAAAGAAACAAUUGUGCAUCUUUGUAUAUUUUAUAUAAAUUGUAUAGCCUUGUCUAUGAUGUUUUCUGGUGUUACCAGCUGUA